AUGACUUCAUUUUCAAGCGGUUCGUUUUUUGCUUCUCCAAAAAUUUGUUCUUCCUCCUUUUUGAUUUUUCACCAAUAAGAUCAAUUUUUCGGCCUCUUUAGAGGUUAUUUUUCUACUAACCCUAGUGAAGACCAUUUUGGAAUUAGUCGUCCAUUUGCAGGUCGGAUAAUCCGUCUUCUCGUCGGACUUUCCCUUGUUGGCUCAGUUUCAACCUUCCCCGCAUGUUUAUUUUCCCAUCCAACUUUUUAAAAGUGUCCUUUUGUUUUUUUUCAGCUUGUUGCAGUCUUCCUGUGACUGGUACUGGUGGUGACAAUUGUGUAUCUCAUUGCACCAGGAAAUGUCUAUCUGCCGAGUACAUCGUCAGAAGACAGAGCAACUUCGACAAGAACAACGCCCUGGAAUUCGCACAAAAGUUGGAGCACGCCUCGCGGAUAAUCCUGGAAGACAACUCGGGGACCGCCAAUUUCGACUCUUUGGAGUCGUUAGAGCUCGACGCCAGCAACGUAAAGUUCUUCCCAGGUCCUUUUCGCAGUUUGUUAUCAAAAUAAUGAACACAUGAAUUGUUUUGCAGAGCCCUUAAUCCGGAUCCGGGACACAGAAGUCACUGAGAACUCCUUCACGAAUUUGAAAACCAUCACAAUCACGCCGAUCAACCCUUAUUGCGAGAAGGGAACUAUCUUUGACAUUGAUAAAAUGAAAGAGGAACCUCGGAAAAUUCUGAAAAACUUGGAAAAGGUUUCUUUUUGAGUUACAAGUUCACUUUUUUUCUUGCCAAUUGUUAAUCGAAACAAAUGCUUUUUUUUUAUUCCAAGGGUUCGAUGUAUUUUUCAUUUCGGGUUCUUUCCCCUCACCUCCCGGAAAAUGAACUUUUUCAGAAAGUUUUGGCGGAUUGCCCAUCAAACAAAAGCAUCAUCGACUUUUCCAGUCCCCGUUAGAUUAAACAUCUUUUUCUCUUUUCAAAAAAAACUUUCAGUAGUUUUCAUCAUUUCUCACGUUGUGGUCAGUUCCUGCUGGGCACUUUUGGUUGCUCUAUAUUGCCUGUUGACGAGAAAAAAGAAAAAGGAAUGUUCGACCAGUAGUAGUCAGUCAAGCGUGAGUCGCCAAACAAAUUAUUUUUUCGAUUUAACACAGAAAAACCUUCAAAAAUUCUUCGUUUUCAGACUUCUAAACCCACCUCCAAAGAACCCGUAGCGGCCGCCCCAGGGGAAAACUACGUCUUUCUGUAUAAAUAA
This is a messenger RNA of Caenorhabditis auriculariae, 1232 nucleotides long. NCBI's taxonomy places the organism in Eukaryota, Metazoa, Nematoda, Chromadorea, Rhabditida, Rhabditidae. The record is from the annotation of a GenBank genome assembly.